CAGCGGCCGCCGAGCGAGCGUGAGCGAGCAAGAGUAGCCAUUAGCGAGCGGCUCCCACGGCAUUGAUGUUUGAGCGCGCUUCUGAGCCGGCUUUUGUUGCGAACCGCGGCGCAGAAAGCAUGCGCUGUCCCAAAUCCGCUGUUACCAUGAGAAAUGCUGAGCUGCUUUUCAGUAACGGCACAGCUAACAAGAUGAAUGGAGCUUUGGAUCAUUCAGACCAACCAGACCCAGAUGCCAUUAAGAUGUUUGUUGGACAGAUUCCCCGUUCGUGGUCGGAAAAAGAGUUAAAAGAACUUUUUGAGCCUUAUGGAGCUGUCUACCAGAUUAAUGUUCUCCGAGACAGAAGUCAGAACCCUCCCCAAAGUAAAGGUUGUUGUUUCGUAACGUUUUAUACAAGAAAAGCUGCUCUCGAGGCACAGAAUGCACUGCACAAUAUUAAAACUUUACCUGGGAUGCAUCAUCCUAUUCAGAUGAAACCUGCAGAUAGUGAAAAGUCCAAUGCCGUGGAAGACAGAAAAUUGUUCAUAGGAAUGGUUUCGAAGAAGUGUAAUGAGAACGAUAUCAGGGUGAUGUUUUCUCCGUUCGGCCAGAUAGAGGAAUGCAGGAUCCUGCGGGGACCCGACGGGCUGAGCAGAGUGCACAGCAGCAAUGUGGAGUCUAGCCGAGGCUGUGCGUUUGUCACAUUUUCUACAAGGGCAAUGGCACAGAAUGCAAUCAAAGCCAUGCACCAGUCUCAGACCAUGGAGGGCUGCUCUUCGCCCAUCGUGGUGAAGUUUGCCGACACCCAGAAGGACAAGGAGCAGCGGCGCUUGCAGCAGCAGUUGGCGCAGCAGAUGCAGCAGCUCAAUACUGCCACGUGGGGAAACCUCACAGGUCUGGGAGGACUCACACCACAAUAUCUAGCUCUUCUGCAGCAAGCAACUUCCUCCAGUAACUUGGGUGCCUUCAGCGGCAUUCAACAAAUGGCCGGCAUGAACGCUUUACAAUUACAGAAUUUGGCAACUCUAGCAGCCGCAGCAGCCGCCGCCCAAACCUCAGCUACUACCACCAAUGCAAAUCCUCUCUCCACAACGACCGGUGCUCUGGGAGCCCUCACAAGUCCUGUGGCUGCAUCAACUGCUAAUUCCACAGCUGGUGCAGCCAUGAAUUCUUUGACUUCUCUGGGUACUCUCCAAGGAUUGGCUGGAGCCACUGUUGGAUUGAAUAAUAUUAAUGCACUAGCAGUUGCUCAAAUGCUCUCAGGUAUGGCGGCCCUGAACGGCGGACUCGGCGCCACCGGCUUGACGAACGGCACGGCCGGCACCAUGGACGCGCUCACCCAGGCCUACUCAGGAAUCCAGCAGUACGCGGCCGCCGCGCUGCCCACCUUGUACAGCCAGAGCUUGCUACAGCAGCAGAGCGCGGCCGGCAGCCAGAAGGAAGGUCCAGAAGGGGCAAACCUCUUUAUUUACCACCUCCCCCAGGAGUUUGGAGACCAGGACAUUCUGCAGAUGUUCAUGCCUUUUGGAAAUGUUAUCUCUGCUAAAGUCUUCAUUGACAAACAGACCAAUCUGAGCAAGUGCUUUGGUUUUGUUAGCUAUGACAAUCCCGUCUCCGCACAAGCUGCCAUCCAGGCUAUGAACGGCUUUCAGAUUGGCAUGAAACGCUUGAAGGUUCAGCUGAAGCGCUCCAAAAAUGACAGCAAACCUUACUGAUCUUAACCCCAGAUGCUUACUGCUCUUAUUUUAGCUUUCUUAGGACAUCUCCAUAGCCCAUCGUUUGCCUAGCAUGUCCCUGUGGCGUCUCAAAAAAAAAAAAAAAAAAAAAAAGUUCCAUCGUCCCGUCAUUGUUUCUGAUGUCUUUCUGACCUCACAUCAUGUUUGGUUCUCCUACUGACUUUUGAGCUAGUCUGACCUUUUGAGAUUUGCAUGUGACCUCAUCUAGCUAUGAAAUCUGGGAAGUCAAUGUGAAAAACAAAAACAAAAAACACAAACCAUUGCUGCAAUCAUGCAAGACUGAAAAUUUCUUCUUAGAUAAAUUAAUGAUAGGAUUAAAAAAAAAAAACAACCUGUGGCAAAAUAUGGUUUUCUUUCUUUCCUUUUUUUUCAAUUUUUUUUCCUUUCUUCUCUCUCUCUCUUUUUCCUUUGUUUUGUUGGGUUUUUUUCCAGUUUUCCUUUCAUUUCAUAAAAAAUAAAAAUAAAAAAAAAAACAGACUUGAAAGUAUUAUACAGGGAUUGGCAUUCUGCCUGGUCACUGGUGACAAUAGCAAUAUGUGUCCAGAGGCACAGAAUGUUGGUUUCUAACAGACUACUUCCAAAACAGUUUGAGAAAUAAAAACUGUCUGAUUUUAAGUCUCUAGAGGUCUGUAAUAGUUUUUACAUUUUUCAGGCAGUGUAAAGUUUUUUGAUAAGGCCAUUUUAGGUGGCUCACUUUCUCAUUAAAAUAUAUAUAUAGAACCACUUUUUGUAGAUUAGUAUAAGAAAAUAUUUACCCUGUUUUAGGGCAAAUGCUACCUACUUGUGUCACCUUUUGCUGAACUGACUCACAGUUAGACAAUCCAUGGUUUAAUGCACAUGAAAUUACCUAUAUUUUAUACUGUUUCAAUGUACAGAAGAAAGGUUACUGUAAAAUGUGUUACGUUGGUGCUUCUGUGAAUUAAGUUGUGGUUUCAUCAUGAGUCUUAUGGUCUUAAGUGUUCUAUGUUUAUAAAGGACGAGUUUAAAAUUGGUUUACUUGAACAACAGGAACAAAAAAAACAAGAUUCAAAAAAACACAAAAAAGUUGUUUGCUUAAAAAAAAAUACAAAAAAAAAAAGGAUUUCAUGUGAAAAAUUAAAAACUAUUCCAGAAUAAGUUUGUGUUGGCUUGUGACGCAUUGAUGUCAUUUUUUUAUUGUGAACAAUUUAGAUGUGUUUGUGUUCAGCAAAAUGUGAUCGGUUUUUCUUUUAAAG
Messenger RNA from Tinamus guttatus (white-throated tinamou), 2929 nucleotides. The record is from RefSeq and is a predicted model, not a curated record. Lineage: Eukaryota; Metazoa; Chordata; Aves; Tinamiformes; Tinamidae.